Sphenostylis stenocarpa is the source of this 3408-nucleotide messenger RNA. The record is from the annotation of a GenBank genome assembly. Lineage: Eukaryota; Viridiplantae; Streptophyta; Magnoliopsida; Fabales; Fabaceae.
AUGUUUGAUGUAGAUUUUUGCAAAAGUGAAGAAUCUUUCCAAGAUCAUGUCAGCGAAGGAGACAUGGGGCAGACCUCUCUUUCAUUCAAUAGAUGUACAGAUUCAAUGGAGGAGACCUCUCUUCCAUUGAAUGGAUGUACAGAUUCAAUGGGGCAGACCUCUUUUCCAUUGAAUGGAUACACUGAUUCAAUGGGGGAGACCUCCCUUCCAUUGAAUGGAUGGACAGACCCCAUUACCUCUCUUUCUUUCACUGGAUGUAUAGAUUCAAUGGGGCAGAACUCUCUUUCAUUCAAUGGAUGUACAGAUUCAAUGGGGCAGACCAAUCUUUCAUUCAAUGGAUGUACAGAGUCAAUGGGGCAUACCAAUCUUUCAUUGAAUGGAUGUACAGAUUCAAUAGUAGUAACCGAUUCUAUGCUAUCUUCUACAUGCUCAGAUUCAGAAACAUUGUUGCCUUAUUUUGAUGGGCCUAAUUAUCCCCAUAGUCAGCAAUUUGAAACGGUCAACAGGGAACAAAUAACUUGGGCACCUCAGGAGGAUAACAGUUUCUUCACCCUUUCACAAAUGCCUGCCACGUUAGAUUCCUAUGCAUAUGAAGCAUGUCAGAUUGGGUUUCCCAGUGAUGAACUGACUGUAUUUGACAACAGUCAAAACCAUCUUAACCUUCAUGAUCUUGCAUUUCCUGGGACAAAUUUUAAGGACGGUGGAGCUGAGGAAAAUAUGGUGUUUCCCACCCUGGAGGAGACACUAGGAGUUGCAGAUUACAAUUUUGGAGGAUCCUAUGAAGGGUUUCAACAACUUUAUGAUCCUUUGUGGUUUAAUAACCUGUUGUGCCAGCAGGUCAUUCCAUUCACUGAAGAACUUCAUGUCAACUCCAGUCAGCCUGAUUCAGACAGAGUGGAUCAUAUUGAUCAAGAGACAUUUGCUAAGAAUUGUUUAGUGCUAUCAGACGAUGAAGCUGACAUAUUGCCUGCAUUAGUAAACCAGGAAGUGAGCAAAAAGAAGAAUGUUACCCUGGUUCUUGACUUGGAUGAAACCUUGAUCCACUCUUCCUUUGGGCAAUGCGAUGCUGACUUCACAUUUCAAAUUAUCACUGAUAGGGUGGCCACUGUGUAUGUAAGAAAGAGACCCUUUCUCCAAGAAUUUUUGGCGAAAGUUUCUGAGAUGUUUGAAGUCAUCAUUUUUACAGCUAGUCAAAGCACAUAUGCUGCAAAAUUGCUGGAUGUUCUUGAUCCUGAUAAUAAGCUCUUCAUGCGACGCAUGUACCGAGAAUCGUGCACCUGGAAUGAUCGCCGCUGCGUCAAGGAUCUGACAGUUCUUGGAAUUGACCUGGCAAAAGUGUUCAUAAUUGACAACACUCCAGAGGUAUUUAGACUUCAAGUUAACAAUGGGAUUCCAAUCAAAAGUUGGUACAAUGACCCUACUGACUGUGCUCUGCUUGCCCUGCUCCCAUUCUUGGAAAAACUUGUUGAUGUGGAUGAUGUAAGGCCAAUCAUUGCACAAGAAUUUGGGGCAAAGGAAGCAAUAGAUAGCACUAAUAUUAGGAAUCUUGAUCCCCUUACAAGUUACCCUAAACCCCAACGCUCCCUUCCUCACCCUUCGCCUAGAUCGAGUCAGAGGCUGAAGUUAUUACUAAUGGCUUUGAGGGUUAUAGCAGUUUCGGCUGUUUCUACAGUAUUAAGCUUUGUGGGUCUUCAGUUUUGCACAGACUUUUCUUUGGAUAAAGUUAGAUCAGAUGGACUAAUAGGCUGGAAUUUAAUUCACUUGGAUAAUGCCAGCCAAGACAUUGAGUUGCCUUUGGGUUUGUACACCACCAUAGGGUUACUGGUGAAUUGCACGGUUAAUUUAUUUGUGCUUCUCAAUCUUUGUAUCAAGGCUAGGUUGUCCAUGGCUGUGUUUUUCACAGAGUUAUAUGCUUCUGAAACUCGUAAACUGAUUGAGCGUCUUGUUAAUUAUAUCAUUUACAAGGGGACAUUUCUACCACUAAUUGUGCCACCAACAAUUUAUCAAGCAGGUCUUUGGUCAACUUGGUUGGCUGUGCUUUGUUCUCUGAAGAUGUUUCAAGCUCUAGCUAGAGAUCGUUUGGAACGGCUGAAUGCAUCUCCUUCUGCUACACCCUGGACGUAUCUUCGUGUAUACUCAGCAUUGUUAUCUGUUUUCGCAGUUGAUGUUAUCUGGAUAAGGUUUUGUCUGACAAUAUAUGGAACACACGGGUCCCCUAUGUAUCUGUUAUUAUUCUUUGAGCCUUUCAGUAUUGCUUUUGAGACCCUACAGGCCAUUUUAGUACAUGGAUUUCAGUUGCUUGACAUAUGGUUGCAUCAUUCAGCUUGCAAUAGCAGUGAUUUCCGAACACCUAAACUGCUUGACACAUUAACUGCAGGUUCAUUGUUAGAAUGGAAGGGAGUUCUUAUUCGGAACUUGGGGUUUUUCCUCGACAUGGCAACAUUUUUUAUGGCACUUGGCCAUUACUUGUAUAUAUGGAGGCUUCAUGGCAUGGCUUUCCAUCUUGUAGAUGCCGUGCUAUUUCUAAAUAUACGUGCAUUGCUUAGUGCAAUCGUAAAUCGCAUUAAAGGCUUUAUCAAGCUAAGAUUAGCCCUGGGAACACUUCACGCAGCUCUCCCUGAUGCAACAACUGAGGAGCUAAGGGCAUAUGAUGAUGAAUGUGCUAUUUGUAGAGAACCAAUGGCUAAGGCUAAAAAACUAAACUGCAAACAUCUCUUCCAUCUUGCAUGUUUGAGAUCUUGGUUGGAUCAAGGCCUGACUGAGAUGUAUACUUGUCCAACUUGUCGAAAGCCACUUUUUGCAGGUGUGCCUGAAAAUGAAGCAAGUUCCGAUGCUGGGACUAUAUCUAGUGAUGAACAGCUUGCACGCCAAAUUAGUGCUGGAUUGGAUCGGCCAAACCCUGCUAGACAUACCAUGCCUACCGGAUUGUAUCCAAAUCAGGCACUAAACACUCCUGAAGGAGUUCAUUGGAGGGGUGCAGGGCUGGACUCAGGUUGGUUGCAUCCUUGGCCAAAUCAAGGUGUUGACGGGGCUGGUCCUUCUACUGCUAUCAGAACAGUGGGAUUGGGAAGAGUUCAAAUGAUGAUGAGGCAUCUUGCAUCUGUUGGAGAAACCUAUGCUCAGACUGCCUUUGAAGAUUCUUCUUGGAACCUUUGGCCCAUUAAUCCCUCUCAGGCUUCUGCAAGUGCUUCAACCAUUCCUCAUCCGGGUGGAAGACCACCAGUACGAACUGGUAGUUUACAUUUAAGGACUGCUUCACAGCCUUCAAAUGAUAAUGUCGUGAAUAUACUUGCUAUGGCUGAGACUGUUCGGGAGGUUCUACCUCAUAUUCCAGAUGACAUGAUAUUCCAGGACUUGCAAAGGACAAAUUCAGUCAUGGUUACUGUGAAUAAUCUUCUCCAAAUGUGA